Danaus plexippus (monarch butterfly) is the source of this 3279-nucleotide messenger RNA. RefSeq lists its product as uncharacterized. Gene Ontology annotation, molecular function: ubiquitin binding. Gene Ontology annotation, cellular component: ESCRT I complex. The transcript has 2 exons. NCBI's taxonomy places the organism in Eukaryota, Metazoa, Arthropoda, Insecta, Lepidoptera, Nymphalidae. The coding region runs from base 251 to 1861 and encodes 536 amino acids. Gene Ontology annotation, biological process: ubiquitin-dependent protein catabolic process via the multivesicular body sorting pathway. The record is from RefSeq and is a predicted model, not a curated record.
ACGUCAAAAGUCAAAACGAAUAUUUGUCAAAAUUAUUCUAAAAAUAUAACUUAAUAUGGUAAAUUUUUCAGUAAUUUCCUUCAAUGACACAUUAUAAUGAAGGUUCUAAAGCGCAGUUGUAAUUAAAAUCUUUAAAGCAAAAUCUCACUUAUAGUGAUGACGUCUAAGAUGAACAAUGUAACCUUAAAAGUGCGAAAAGUCGACAAAUAUUGUGAUUUCGUGUCAAUCUCCUUAAUAACUUUUCUUUGAUAUGUCUCAUUUCGGUGACUUUAUGGACGGUGUACCCGUAAAGAUAUCUGAAAAGUAUAAACGGCCACCACGAUUCGAGUUGCCUUAUAGUGUUCUCGAGUGUCCACUGCGAGCCCAGAGUGUUGUAGACAGCGUCCAGUAUUGCUCCACGUUCGAACGUAAUGUACUUUCUAAACUUAAAGAGCUUAAAAGUGCGAAAGAGACAAAGAAAAAUGAAAGGAAACACCGACUUCAGUUAUUGGAAGAAGCGAAACAGAAAAAAUUGGAUGCAAUUGCUGCUGCUGAGGCAGAAGAGAAACUGAAACAACUGAGUGUCUCAGAGGUGUCAUACCCUAGUACUGAAGAGAUCAGUGCUCUGUCUCCUGAUGAUAAAACUGAAAAAAACUGUGAUACUUUCUCUACCCAAGACAAUAGCCCUGAAACUGAUGUUGCUAUUAAUACAGAUAUAGAAUAUCCUGCCCCAUCUAUACAAGACUCUCAGCACAUACUUCAGCCCAUACAAGUGCAAUCAAAUUAUCCUAAUAAUAGUUUGUUAGAUGACCCUGACCCUUUGCAAGAAUUUAAAAUACAGACAAAAAUGUCCACAAUACCAUACAAUUACAAUCAUAACAUAAACACAUUAACAUACAAAGAUUUUGAGAAUGACACAUCCAGUCCAUUUGAUAAUGUUGAGUUGAAGACUAUAAAUGAUAUGGAGCUGUUAGCCCAGGUGUUACAGAGUCAGAGGGAGUCAACAACAAGCUGCGCAGCCCAGACAUACCCUGGACAAGCAUAUGGCUACACCAACUGUGCCACGCAAGCCCAAAUGGGUGUAGAUGGCCUACAGAAAUCUUAUAUUGAACAACAAAUAGUAGGACCCAAUGUUAUUUACCCCUCACAACACUAUGCAGUAUCAAAUGGAUACUAUGUGCAUCCGAAUCAUAUCUGUGAUAAUAUCCCCGUAGAUAACACAUAUAUGCCAAAUUACCAAUAUUAUAACCCAACACAGACAUAUGCUGGCCCCUAUUAUAGUCAAUUGCCAUCAGGUUCUGGUGAGAUUCAAGUCCCAACUGAUCCUCAAUAUAGUGCUCAACCAUACUAUUUGCCCUAUAGCCAGGUUCAACAACCUUAUGCCAAUACAGUAAAUACACCGGAAAUGACGGACACUAAAGAAACUGUCUUAGUAAGUUCCCAGAAUACAGUAAAAUCUAGAUCAAGGAGUGUGCCUGAUAUUGUUAAAGAAUUGAAUGAAGAAUUAGCUUCAGAAAGACAAAGGGUCACUGACCGGUCAUACAAUGCGAGCCCAGCACCCGUCAUUGUUCCAAGAUCUUUAUCUGGUAGUGAUAAGAAGGAGGAGAAACGGAAACGAAAAAUAGAAAAGUUGCCAAAUCCAUAUGAAAAACUUCCACUGCAAAUGCAAACCAUGUGCAAGAAGAUACAGGGCAUGGGGUUUCCAUUGGACAGGGUGGCCAGGGUGUGUAGUCUUGUAGGUGAAAAUGAUAAAAAGGUUAUAGAAUGUCUCCUUAUUCUCGGGGAGCUUAUGGACCUUGGUUUUUCUGAAGCUCGUGUGUUGGCUGCCCUCUCCAAACAUGAGUUCAACAGGGACAAGGCGCUCGAUGAACUAGUUUCUUAAUAUUUAAUGAUUCCAUUGUAAAGAUAUUUAUGUAUAAAAUGAAAUAUAAAUAUAUUUUAAACUAUUGGAUAUAACUCAGCUUAAUGAACUUAAAUUUAUGAUCCCCUAAACUGUAUGUAGUGUGAAAAUGUAUUUGAAAUGGGAUUGUGCAUUUAUGAAUAUAGUAUGAUAAAUUAUAAAUAAUGAACGUAUUUAUCAAACUACUCUAAAUAUUUUAAAGUGAAAAUUGUCGAAUAAGUCGCCGUUGAAGUGUUCUCAAUUUUUCUAAUUCUAAAGGUGCAGUAAAAAAGUCUUAAAAAAGACAUUUUGGUAAUUACUUCGAUAUGUUAUAAACCUAAAUAAUGUCGGGGAGCCUAAUAUUAAAAACACUGCCAUGGUCAGAUGUUUUAAUUUAGAACAAUUACGCUUACAUAGAGUCGAUAUGUGACGUCUCAGCGUUCCCGAGAACUUAUUUAUUAUUUAUACUCUAUGCAAUUCCAUUUUUAUUUUAUCACGACUUUGCCUUAGCACUUUAGUUUAAUGAUUUGUGAUGCUUAGUUGAUAUUGUUUUGAAAAGAUUUUUUGUGAAAAUAAACAACUAGAUAUAUAUUGUAAAUAAAAUAAGAUAUAUCUUAAGAUAUAAUUUUAAUCGUCCAUUAAAUUUAUUCAAUACGUUUGUCUGAAUAUUUACCGUAUAAGUUUAUGAAGAACUUAUUAGAUUUGGUUUAUCCAAAUGCUGUAGUGAUUGUGAAUGUGAUAGAAGUUUUCUUGACAUAGUCUGUGACUAAUUGCAAAGUUGUAAAAAAAAUUUUUAAAUCACAACAAACGAUUUGAAGACUUACAAUUUUAAGUCAAUUCAGAAAUAAAAUCUUUGAAGAAGUCACAAGAUAAAUGCGAAUAUUACGCGUCAUAAAUAUUGUUACUAUUUAGCUAUUUAUGUACUUAUAAAUGUAUCUGGCUGAAUGGCCGUGUACUACAUUUAGUAAUGGAAUUAAAAAAUUUACUUAUAAUAGACGGCGCUAUUUAAAUCUUGAAUGAAAGUUAAUUUUCUAUUAAGUGCUGACGACAACUUCAAACUUCAAGUCAUGUUUUUAAUAUAUAAAUGUAUGUAUUGUACAUAUGAGAACGAAACAGUGUUUGGAAUGUUACUAUUGGAUUCUCAUUUAUCGAAUGCAUCGAUUUAACAUUGAAUGAAAAAGAUAUUGUUAUUAAAAACGAAUGUUCAUUUGAAAGUUUAUUUGUCUGUGGUAGUUUUGCCGCGCUAGCUCGUAGUCUGUAACAUUUAGUUAAAUAAAAAGAAUAUUUUUCUAUAGAUUAUGUAAUAUACACAAAUGUUGUAUCUUAAUUUAUUUUAAAUCUGUUAGUGAUGCUUGGGCGUAGGGCGUGGUUUUAUAUUGUACGGCUUCACAGAAAUGAAACUAUAAUAAAAGUUAUUUUCA